AUGACGGGUCUCUCCCCUCGGAAUGACAAGAUUCUGGAGAUUGCCGUGCUCAUUACGGACGGCAACUUGAAACUGAUGGACGAAGGCGUCGAGUUCAUUGUUAAGAUGGACAAGGGAACGCUUGACAAUAUGUCGGAGUGGUGUAUCAAGACUCACGGCCAGACUGGUUUGACUCAGGCGUGUCUCGACUCCCCUUACACGAGCGAGUUUGUGCAAGAACAAGUGCUUAACUAUAUCAAGAGGUGGAUCCCUGCGAAAAACACGGGCAUGUUGGCCGGAAAUUCUGUGCAUAUGGACAAAAUGUUCCUCAUGGAACAGAUGCCGGACAUCAUCGACUACUUGCAUUAUCGCAUAAUCGGUGGGUCGAAGUCGCGCGUCGGUGGUAUCGACCACCCGCCACGAGGAGAUCCCCUGAAGAACCCAUGCACAGAGCACUUGAUGAUAUCAAAGGUUCCAUUCGAGAAUAUCUUUAUGCCUCCACACCUGGCCCCACCCGUAGACCCGACCCGAAAAUAUUAG
Molecule: messenger RNA, 519 nt
Organism: Epithele typhae
Lineage: Eukaryota; Fungi; Basidiomycota; Agaricomycetes; Polyporales; Epitheliaceae
Product: oligoribonuclease
Exons: 8
Coding region: 1-519 (172 amino acids)
Cellular component (GO): mitochondrion
Molecular function (GO): nucleic acid binding; 3'-5'-RNA exonuclease activity
Source: RefSeq, a predicted model, not a curated record